This is a messenger RNA of Stomoxys calcitrans (stable fly), 1687 nucleotides long. RefSeq names its product innexin inx7 (gene Inx7). The transcript has 4 exons. Bases 224 to 1474 code for a protein of 416 amino acids. Gene Ontology annotation, cellular component: plasma membrane; gap junction. Lineage: Eukaryota; Metazoa; Arthropoda; Insecta; Diptera; Muscidae. Gene Ontology annotation, biological process: phototransduction. Gene Ontology annotation, molecular function: gap junction channel activity. The record is from RefSeq and is a predicted model, not a curated record.
AACGACAUGAGGAGGCGAUAAUUUCAACCGGCUGAUUUACUACGUGAAAAAUCGAGAAAGAAAAAUAGCACGGAAAAAUAUUUUUUUUUAAGAAAAUUAGAAUAAAACAAUAAGUGAUUGCAAGUGAAAUCCAUGAAAUUGAAGAGCGAAUUUUGCCAUCAUUUUUGUUUUUUUUUUUGUUGAAAUCAAAGUGAAAUUGUGUUGAAAGCGCAAAGUCAACAAAAUGUUGAAUACAUUUAGUUCAGUGACACCAUUCUUGAAAUUCAAUCCCAAACGGGUAACCAUCGAUAAUUUUGUAUUUAAACUGCAUUAUCGCUGGACUUUUAUAAUUCUAAUAGUGGCCACAAUAUUGGUUUGCUCUCGCCAAUAUAUUGGAGAGCAUAUUAAGUGCAUAUCGGAUAGUAUACCUUCCAAUGUGAUCAAUACUUAUUGUUUCUUCACUCCAACAUUUACUUUGGUAAGACAUUUGAAUAACACCGCCUUGGCAUCGGGUGCCAUAUUUCAACCUGGCAUUGGCCCCUAUGAGACACAGGAGGAACCCAUUAAACGUCAUGCCUACUAUCAAUGGGUACCCUUUGUGCUCUUCGGUCAGGCUUUGUUCUUUUAUAUACCCCAUGCUUUGUGGAAGUCAUGGGAAGGUGGUCGCAUUAAAGUCCUGGUUUUUGGACUUCGCAUGGUUGGUCUCACCAAAUAUCUAAAAGAUAAAAGUCUAAAAGUAGGCCGACUCGAAAUCCCAUCACUGGAAGAAACCGAUUCACGUGUCAAAGACAUACGUCGCACCAUGAUCGAUCGCAUGCGUUUGAAUCAAUCGUGGGGUGCACAUUUGGUCUUUGCGGAGAUUCUCAAUUUAUUGAAUUUGAUUUUACAAAUCUAUUGGACGAAUGCAUUCUUGGGUGGCGCCUUCUUGUCUCUGGGUCCCAAGGUGUGGCGUGAGCGUUGGGAUAACGAUAUGGAUGCCCUGGAUGUGGUUUUCCCCAAGGUCACCAAGUGUCAUUUCCACAAAUAUGGUGCUGGUGGUUCGCUGCAGAUGCAUGACACCCUAUGCGUUAUGGCCUUGAACAUUAUCAAUGAGAAGAUUUACACGAUUUUGUGGUUUUGGUAUUUGUUUGUGUUGAUUGCAUCAGUAUUGGGUCUAAUUUGGAGAGCUUUCACAUUGAUGUUCUAUAAAAGCUUACGAUUCACCCGCUUUUCAUUAUACUGGGCCAAACCUGGAAAAAUGGAUGAAAAUCAACUGUCAGCCGUUGUGAAAAAAUGCAAUUUCUCCAAUUGGAUGUUUUUGUUUUUCUUGAGAAGUAAUCUUUCGGAGUUCCUCUUCAAGAAAGUAAUUUUCCAUUUGGCAAGUGAAUUUCCCGAUGAGCAACGCGAAAAUACUUCCAAUGCUGCCAUAGAUCCAUCGGCUAUGCGAACGAUGCGCAUAGAUGAAGUCGACAGACCUUUACUGACAACAAAGCCAAGUGGCAGUAAAUCAGACUAAGUGCCAGCCACUCCAAGAUAGAGAGCUACAAAAAAGCAGCAACCAUGAAUUUUCCCAUGGGAAGUUUUUUUUUUUUGUUUUUAUUAAGUUAACCUAUAUUUUUUAUAAUUAAGAAAAAAAAUUGUUUAGUUUAAGUAUUAUUAUUGUUAGUAUUUUAUUUCCAUUUUUUUUAACCGCCUUAAACCAAAAAUAAAUGUAUGAAUUAUUUUUCAA